Electrophorus electricus (electric eel) is the source of this 1118-nucleotide messenger RNA. RefSeq names its product lecithin retinol acyltransferase-like. The record is from RefSeq and is a predicted model, not a curated record. Gene Ontology annotation, cellular component: rough endoplasmic reticulum. Gene Ontology annotation, molecular function: phosphatidylcholine-retinol O-acyltransferase activity. Lineage: Eukaryota; Metazoa; Chordata; Actinopteri; Gymnotiformes; Gymnotidae. Gene Ontology annotation, biological process: vitamin A metabolic process; retinol metabolic process.
GAAUAAUGCCAAGUUGAGUACUGGUACCGUGCGCAUCUGCUGCUCAGCACAAUGUUAGACUCUUUGGCACUCCUGUUGGAGAAAGCAUUCGUUGUUGCGAUUUUUUAUUUUUUCAGUGUAAUACCUUUCAAAAAAGAGAGAAAGGACAUCAAAUGUCCAAAGCGCACAGAAGAAACGAUGCAGUUUCAGCGCGGGGACCUUUUGGAGGUUCCACGUACUUUGUUCGUUCAUUUUGGCAUUUAUUUGGGCGACGGCAAAGUGGCACAUCUCAUGCCGGAUAUCCUGCCAGUUUUGACGAGAAAUAAGUGUCAUAUACAAAAUGUAGUUACGAAUAAGCGACUGCUUCUAGGCGUGCUCUACAAGUACGCCACCAUUCGCGUGGACAAAGUGGAGGACUUUGCAUAUGGAUCACCAAUAUCAUUGAACACGAUGGACACAACGCUGAGAAAGACACCUCUCGCUAACGAAGAGGUAGCGUUAAGAGCAGAAAAGCUCGUUGGCAGGAUUCCGUAUAGUCUUUUGUGGAAUAACUGUGAACAUUUCGUCACAUACUGCCGCUACGGCACAGGGAUCAGCUUGCAGACUGACAAGUUCUGUGAGUGCCUGAAGUCCGUUAUCCGAGAUCAGAGAAGCGUCCUUAUUACGACUCUCAUCGGAAUGUUUUCCAUAUUUUUCCUAGGACUAACGCCGGCCACAGCACUUCCAACCGUUCUCAUUCCCUUCGUUUUAUGGAUGGCUGGUUAAAACACUUUUGUCAUGUCCAUACCCGGCGGAGCUAGAUAUGUGCCGCUGAAACACUUUUAAAAAUGUUAUUUAUCUAAGUUUAUUCACUUUACCAAAUAACAAGUGACAUCAAAAUGUCAGAAACGUUAAUAUGUUUAGUACAAUUUACAAUUUAGUAAAAAUUUAAAUAUUUCGUACUGUACACGGUCAACAUUAAUACGUGUUCAGAACAAUCUGUAUAUAAAUGGUUUCUCUUUAUAACUUUAUCUUAUAGCUGGAUACCACUCUUCUAAAAUGGAGGACAGAAUGAACAAAACACACAUUACUCUUGUUGCUUAAUUGUGAUGACGUUUCCACAAAGAAAGUAUCAAUAAAGUAAUAUUGUCUUAAAACGA